Triticum turgidum subsp. durum (durum wheat) is the source of this 690-nucleotide messenger RNA. The record is from the annotation of a GenBank genome assembly. NCBI's taxonomy places the organism in Eukaryota, Viridiplantae, Streptophyta, Magnoliopsida, Poales, Poaceae.
AUGUCAAAGACGCCGGGGAAGACGCCGCGGACGCCCAGGCGGAUCCUGGAGUCCUACACCAUCAAGGGAUCCGACGGCGUCAUCCGCCCUGGGGACUCUGUGCUGAUGAAGGCGCCCGACACAUCAAAGCCUCCGUAUGUGGCCAAGAUUGAGGAAAUCGAGGCAGCAGGACCUCGGGGCGCAAAUGUCAAGGUUAAAGUGCGCUGGUACUACCGACCGGAGGAGUCCAUUGGUGGGCGCAGGCCAUUCCAUGGCGAAAAGGAGGUGUUCCUCUCUGACCACCAAGAUGUGCAGAGUGCUGACACCAUAGAGUGCAAGUGCAACGUCUACAGCUUCCGGGACUACACCAAGCUUUCUGCUGUCAAUCCUGAGGACUAUUUUUGCCGCUUCGAGUACAAGUCAAUCACAGGCAGCUUUGUGCCUGAUCGCAUUGCUGUGUUUUGUAAGUGUGAGAUGCCAUACAACCCUGACGAUCUUAUGAUCCAGUGUGAGGAAUGCUCUGAUUGGUUUCACCCUGCUUGUAUUGGAAAGACAAUCAAAGAAGCAAAGAAACUUGAGAAUUUUACAUGCGAAGGUUGUGUUGCUGAAAAUGGAAAUGGAAAUGGAAAUGGAGUCAAGAAUGAAAAUUCGCAUGAAUCUACAGGCGAAUCAGAUGAGAAGCAGGUGCAGUCGAAGCGGCGACGGCGGUGA